AUGGAGCAGGGCUACGGAGGCUAUGGGGCAUGGAGUGCUGGACCUGCCAACACCCAGGGUGCAUAUGGAACUGGUGUGGCCAGCUGGCAAGGUUAUGAAAACUACAAUUAUUACGGGUCGCAGAACUCUAGCGUGAGCGCUGGAGCAACGUACAACUAUGGCCCAGCCUCGUGGGAGGCCGCCAAAACCAGUGAUGGUGGCCUGGCAGCUGGCGGCCACACCAUGCACAUGGCCUCCUAUGGCCCAGGGCCAGGCCCAGACCCAUGCCCUGGCCCUGGCCCUGGCCCUGACAACUCAGACUCACUUAUCGCCAAGAUCAACCAGCGCCUGGACAUGCUGUCCAAGGAAGGAAGCAGGGGGAGUGGUGGCAGCGGAGAGGGCGCACAGGACCGUGAGAGCUCCUUCCGCUUCCAGCCCUUCGAGUCCUACGAUUCCAGGGCCAGCCUGCCUGACCACAACCCCUACCACUCUGGUUACGGCUACGACUACGACCUGGCCACAGACCGCAACGGUGGCUUCGGCAGCCAGUAUGGCGACCCCCGGGACCUGGGCCGUGAGCGGGGCGCCCUCGACAACUUUGUGCGGGGCCGGGGCCAGGGCCGCUUCCAGGACCGGGGCAGCCCCAGUGGCACCUUCAUGCGCAGUGACCCCUUCUUGCCACCGCCCACGGCCUCCUCAGAGCCCCUGUCUGCUCCCUGGGGCGAGCUGAACUAUGGGGCCGGGCGGGGCCUGGGCGGCCCCUCGCCCAGCAGGCCACCACCGCCGCCACCCCUCUUCUCCCAGCCCUUGGCCCCCGACUUUAGCAUGAUGGGCAUGCAGGGGGCGGGCAGCUUCAACAGCACCGUGCCAUACGGCUGUGGCCGCGCACAGGCCCGGAUCAGGGACCGGCCCCGGUGGCGAGGGUCUGAGCGCUGUGGCCCUGAUGGCCCAGUCAGGAAGCGGCGGCUGCUGCAGCCUUAUGAGGAGCUGGACACCAAGCACCCCCGGGUGGACAGCGAGGGAGACUUUUCUGACAACGAUGAUGGAGUUGGUGACUUCCGGUCGGGAGAUGAAGAAUUCAGGGGUGAGGAUGAGUUCUGCGAGCCUGGGAGGCAGAGAGGCGAGAAGGAUGAUGAGGAUGAGGAAGUGAAAAAGCGGAGGGAGAAGCAGAGGAGAAGGGACCGGAUGCGGGACCGAGCGGCUGACAGGAUCCAGUUUGCCUGUUCUGUGUGCAAGUUCCGCAGCUUCGAGGAUGAGGAGAUCCAGAAGCACCUGCAGAGCAAAUUUCACAAGGAGACCCUGCGCUUCAUCGGCACCAAGCUGCCCGACAGGACGGUCGAGUUCCUCCAGGAGUACAUCGUGAACAGGAACAAGAAGAUAGAGAAGCGACGCCAGGAGAUGAUGGAGAAGGAGAGCGCAAAACCAAAACCGGAUCCUUUCAAAGGGAUCGGCCAGGAGCACUUCUUCAAGAGGAUCGAGGCUGCCCACUGCCUGGCCUGUGAUAUGCUCAUCCCCGCUCAGCACCAGCUGCUGCAGCGGCACCUCCACUCCCCAGACCACAACCACAACCGCCGAUUGGCUGCUGAGCAGUUCAAGAAAACGAGUCUCCACGUGGCCAAGAGCGUUUUGAACAAUCGACAUAUAGUGAAGAUGCUGGAAAAAUACCUCAAGGGUGAGGACCCUUUCACCAAUGAAGCUGUUGACCCAGAAGCAGAAGGGGAGGAAAAUCUAGGAGGUGAAGAUAAGGAGGGGACACCCGAGGAGGUGGCUGCACAAGUGUUAGCUGAGGUGGUCACGGCGGCCGUGAGGGCCGUGGACGGGGACGGAGCCCCAGCUCCAGACAGCACUGGGGUGCUGCCUGCUGAUCCCGCGGAGGCCAGCGGAGGCCCCCUCCCUGAACAGCCAUCAGCCAUUGGGACAGCCUGUGGAACAGCUGAGAAAGGAAGCCGUGAUGUAGAGGCAGGGAGGGAGGCUGUGGAUGGCGAGGGUGGAGCAGCAGAGGCCCUAGCUGCGGAAGUGUCUGCCACAGAGGCAGAAAGCGCGGGAACAGGCCUCGUUCCUGGCCACGAUGCCACAGAGAGCGGAGUGGAACAGACUGCCGCACUCAGACUGCAGGUACCCUUCCCGCAGGGCCCUGCGCGACCACCUGAGUUCCCACCAUCCGCCUCCUUCUUGGUCGUCCGGGUACCAUGCUCCACCCCCCACGUUGCAUCAAAGCUUACCUCCGCCGCGGGCUCUCUGAGGCGAGCUCGCGCCGGGGCGGGGCGGGGCCGCGCACGCCUGGCGCCGGCGGAGCGGGGACGCGCGUACAGCGUGCGAGGUGACGUCAGCGCGCUGGCGGCGGCGGCGGCGGUAGGGCUGUUUGUUCUGCUCUCCCGCAGCCGAGGAGCCGAAGCAGUGGCGGCGGCGGCUGCCGACAGUGCCCGCAGGCAAGCGGAGAUUGUGAACGCGGGGGAGCGGCGAGUGCAGCGGGCAGGUCCCGGCGCCGCUUGGGGACCCGAGGUGGGUGAGGAGGAGGAGGAGGAGGAGGAGGAGGAGGAAGCGGCCGACGCUGGGCCCUCGGCGCGGCGCGCCCGGCCCGGUGAGUGCCGGCCGGUGUGGUGGCUGCGGGUGCCUGCUGCCCUAGUCACCGUCUCUGGGGCAGACCCGCGUCUUGCCCGGGAGCCCACAUGGGCCGGGCCCGGAGCGCGCCCUCCUGGAGCCCGGGUCCUCCGGUUUGGGCCGGGGCCGUGCGCCGGCGCCUCCGCCCCUGUCCGCCUACUGUCUGGUCGGCCCCGGAUCUCUGCCAAGAGCGGAGCUCGUCCUAGCCGGAGCGAGGUCGUUGGGGCCGCGUGGCUGCCCAGGACAGGCCUCUGCGUUCGGGAGUAG
Messenger RNA from Orycteropus afer afer, 2847 nucleotides. NCBI's taxonomy places the organism in Eukaryota, Metazoa, Chordata, Mammalia, Tubulidentata, Orycteropodidae. The record is from RefSeq and is a predicted model, not a curated record.